Cucurbita pepo subsp. pepo (vegetable marrow) is the source of this 1377-nucleotide messenger RNA. Lineage: Eukaryota; Viridiplantae; Streptophyta; Magnoliopsida; Cucurbitales; Cucurbitaceae. The record is from RefSeq and is a predicted model, not a curated record.
GAAAAGCCCAAUUAGUGCGAUUAAAAACCCCCCAGCGUUCCAUUCCAUUCCAAAAGGGAGGAAACCCCAGCAAGCAGUAGUUGUAGGAGUCCUCCUUGCUUCUUCUUCUCGUCCUUAACUGGAACCCAACUCGAUUCUCAACUAACCAUUCAACAAAGUAGCUAUCCAAAUGGGAAGCCCUGAUAGUCGGGUUGCUUCCGAUUCCGCCGACACUACAUCCAAGAAUGACUCUGAAGACGACGACGAAAAUGGAGUCCACAGCCCGCCUUCCCAUCCCUGUCCUUUCUCCGAAGGAGAGAAGGUCCUCGCUUUUCAUAGCUUUCUCAUAUAUGAAGCUAAGGUGCUGAAAACAGAAUAUCAGUUGAAAGAAUGGAGAUGUUAUGUUCAUUACCUUGGAUGGAGCAAAACUUGGGAUGAGUGGGUAGGACUUGAUCGAUUACUGAAGUUUACUGAAGAGAAUGUGCAGAAACAGCUGGAACUCAAUGAGAAGCGAGGGACUGACAAAAAGGCAGCUCGAGCAUCCCAGAUUAAACCCAAGAAUGUGGUAAAAGGGAGGAAGCGAAAGAAUGAUGCUAGUAAGGAAAAGAAUGCCGUGAACGUUGAAAAGCUUGUGAGCAUACAGAUUCCACUUAAACUAAAGAAGCAACUAGUUGAUGACAGUGAGUUUGUAACGCAUCUUGGGAAGUUGGUAAAGCUCCCUCGUACGCCUAAUGUAGAAGAUAUCAUGAAGAAAUAUCUUGAAUACAGGCUGAAGAAGGAUGGAACGAAAGAUGAAUCCGUUGGAGAAAUAGUGAAGGGGCUGAUUUGUUACUUUGAUAAAGCACUACCCGCGAUGCUUCUAUACAAAAGCGAGCGCCAACAAUAUGAAGAGUUGAUCGUUCAUGAUGUCUCCCCUUCUUCCAUAUAUGGCGCCGAACACCUUCUACGUCUAUUCGUUAGGUUGCCUGAGUUGUUGUCUCAAGCCAAUAUUGAAGAGGAGACUUUGACGGAACUGCAGCAGAAGUUCGUUGACUUGCUCAAGUAUUUAUUCCUCUCCUCACUACUGUGUGCUUUGAGACAUUAUUGUGGGUUUCCGUCUUGUUUUGAUGUGUAUGUUUGUUGCAGGUUUUUAAGGAAGAAUCAGAACACAUUUUUCUUGUCAUCGUACCAUGUGCCUGAGAAUAUGGAAACAAGCACCAACAAUGCCGAUGACUAAAACAUGCAAUCAUCUUUAGAUCAAAUUAGCUAUUCAAGCCUUACCCCGUUGUGGCGGCUUUUCAUAUCAUUGUAUAUAUUUCUAUGUCGUCUAAACUUCAUUGCGAACCGGUUAAUGUUCUCAUCACUGCGUUUCUGCAGAGCACUAUAUCAAAUUCCAGCACUUAUAACUUCUUUUCCCAA